AUGUUGCUUGCGUCUGCUGUGGUCGUGUGGGAAUGGCUGAACGAACACGGUCGCUGGCGUCCUUACAGCCCGGCCGUGUCUCAUCACAUCGAGGCGGUGAUUCGAGGCGACCCUCGGGGCGGCAGUGUUGUGUUGGGCCAGGUUGACACCCGUCUUUCGCCUUACAUUAUAGACCUGCAAUCCAUGCACCAGUUUAGGCAGGACACAGGGACCCUCCGGCCGGUGCGGCGGAGCUUCUACGACCCCACCUCGGCCCCGGGGCAGGGCUGGCUGUGGGAGUGGGAGAACGACGCGGGCUCCUGGACGGCCUACGACACGGAGGUGGGCAUCGCCAUCCAGGCGGCGCGGGACCGGCAGCAGCCCUGGCUGGACCUGUCGCCGCUGGGCUUCUGCUACCUCAUCGACUUCCAGAGCAUGACGCAGAUCAACGGGCAGACGCAGCGGCGGCGCAGGAUCCAGCGCCGCUCGGACCUGGCCUACCCGCUGGUCUCCGGGGCGCUCCCGAAAGCGCACGGCUGGGGCGCGGGGGCCGGGGGCGGGGCCGGGACGGGGGCGCUGCUGGGGGUGGGCGUGUCGGGGAUCAGCGGGCCCGGGAACGGCAGCGCCUACCCCAGCGGGACGCUCCCGGCGUCCUCGCUCACCCCGCUGGGCCAGCCCUGCGCCUGCCAGCAGUGCAUGCUGGUCUUCAGCGUGAAGACCAACGCCAUGGCGCACACGCUGGGACGCAAGGCCGCGCCCAGCAAGCCGCCCAGCCCCAAGUCUGGGCCGGCGGCGGGCCGCUCCUCCGCCGGCAUGGGCGCGGGCGGCACGCACUCCUACACCCUGCCCCACCCGCUGUCCCUCUCCCGGUCGCUCUCGCCGUACAAAAACGCCACGGCCACCGGCGGCGCCCCCAGCUUCGCCCACUCCUUCUCGCUCCUGGGCCCCGCCACCGCCGCCCUCUCCCUGUCCUCCACCCGCCCGCCGCCCCCGCCCCUGCCCCCCCUCCCCCCGCCCCCUCCGCCUCCGCCCCAGCAGCAGCAGCAGCAGCAGCAGCCACAACCGCCCGCCUCCACCGCCGCCAGCUCCAGCUCCACCUCCUCCUCCUCCACCGCCUGCACCACCUCCGUGCCCACCGCCACCCUCAUCUCCACGGCGACCACCACGCCGUCGUCCUCGUCCGCCUCCUCGGCCGCCACGCGAGCGCUGACCUCGGCCGUGUCGUCGCUGAGCUCGGCGUGCGCCGCCCCCCUGCCCCCCCGGGCCAGCCUGGCCGGGCUCAGCCGCCCCGCCCUGCAUCGCAUCGCCGUGGCGCAGUCCCGCGCCCUCAUCGCCUCGGGGGUUCCCACUGUGCCGGUGAAGAACCUGAAUGGGUCCAGCCCCGUGCACCCUGCACUUGCUGGUAUCACAGGCAUUCUGAUGAGCGCUGCAGGACUCCCUGUGUGUCUGACCCGGCCCCCAAAACUGGUGCUGCACCCACCCCCCGUCAGCAAGAGCGACAUCAAGCCCAUUCCUGGACUGGGCCACUGCUGCCGCAAGACCACCAAGAAACAGGCCCGCAAGGGUAAAACUCCCGAGGAGGUGGUGAAGAGGUACCUCCAGAAAGUCCGUAACCCCCCUGAGGAGGACUGUACGAUAUGCAUGGAGCCCCUGGGCAGCCCGUCCGGGUACAAGGGCCCGGGCGUAGGCAGCGUGUCGCGGGGCGAGUCGGUGGGCCGCCUGGUCACCUGUGGGCACCAGUACCACCUGCAGUGCCUGGUCGCCAUGUACAACAACGGCAACAAGGACGGCAGCCUGCAGUGCCCCACCUGCAAGACCAUCUACGGCGUCAAGACCGGCAACCAGCCCCCUGGCAAGAUGGAGUACCACGUCAUCCCCCACUCCCUCCCCGGCCACCCCGACUGCAGAACCAUCCGGAUCAUUUACAACAUCCCGCCUGGCAUCCAGGGUCCUGAGCACCCCAACCCAGGAAAGCCGUUCACAGCCAGAGGGUUCCCGCGUCACUGCUACCUCCCCGACAGCGAGAAGGGCCGCAAGGUCCUGCGGCUGCUCCUGGUGGCCUGGGACCGCCGGUUGAUCUUCUCCGUGGGGACGUCCAGCACCACCGGCGAGUCCGACACGGUCAUCUGGAACGAGGUCCACCACAAGACCGAGUUCGGCUCCAACCUGACGGGCCACGGCUACCCAGACCCGGGUCACCUGGACAACGUCCUGGAGGAGCUCCGCGCCCAGGGGAUCACCGAGGAGGAGAGCCUGCAGCGGGAGUGAGCCAGCAGGGGGCGCCAGACACCAGCCCGGGCCUGCGGGGGGCUAGUGUGUUAGGGGAGGUACACGCGUUGGUUCAGGUUCUCCGACCCCUUCUCUAACAGGAUUGAGUGACAGCACACUGAUAACGGACCGUUGGGGGUGGAGGGAGACCCCCCCCCCCCCCAAGUGGUUGCUGUUAUGGCGGAUGAAUCCUGAAUCAACUAAACGAUUCUUAAUACAAAUUUACAUUUUGCACUGAGAAAGAGGGUUUUACAGUCUGUAUGUAGCUAGGAGAAACUACCACUGCAGUGAGAGAGAUGGUACUAGAGGUACUAGAUGGUACUACUAUAGGUACUUAGGUACUGUUGAAGAAUGAAGAAUGAAAAAAAUUGUUCAGUGUUCAAACAAUGAAAUGGUACUAAUCUAAACAUGCUACUUUAUAAUGUGCUAAUGCUGCAAACACUUCAUUAGUCCCAGAGGCAUUUCUGUUUGCGGGAGAGAGGGGACACAGAUGAGAGAUUUAAGAUGGAGGAAAAAAGAGAGAGAGAGAGAGAGAGAGAGCGAGUUUGGGAAAUGGGUAAAGAGAGAUAAAGGUAAGAUGGUGAAAGAAAGGAAUUAUGAGUUGGAUGGAGGAGAUUUUAGCUUUAUGGUGCGUUAUCGCUGAGCCAGACGGACUGUGUCGCCCCUGACCAACAACACCUCUUUUUGUUCUUAAAACUGUUGAAGUUGCACGACUCCUGGAAGCAGUGUAUGUGAGCAUGUGUUUUUACUGCCCACUAGUGGUUCCAUUCAGCAAGUUAAUUCAGUUCCUUUAAAUAUAUGAAGUUUAUGGUGAUUUUCUUUAUCAAAUGUAUGGCAAGUUAGCAUUAAUAAUUCACUUGUAUUAUUAUUUUAAAUAUCAAAUAUCAUUCCAUGUGCAUGAUUUUAAUUUUGUACACUUUCCUUGUACCCUUGUAUGUGCUAUGUCAAGGGUGUGUCCUCUGUUUUGCUUGAGGAUCCAUAUCUGGGGUCUGUUCCAAUGGUCACUGCCGUAGUAUGGGUCAUUUUUGAGUUCAAGUUCGUCUCUUUAAGGGUUUUUGAUUGUUAUUCAUGAAACUCUAAAGGCCUUGAAUUGUAAUGUUUUUAGAGAAAUGGAGCUAAGAAUCUGAAGGAAACCUGCACCUGAGCGAGUGUUACUAGCUGCUGAUGUUUCUGUGAAGUCUGUGAGGUCACAUAAAAACAAAACGCACAAUGAAAUGAGCAUUCCUGGUCUGUUUCCGGGUUAAAAAACAAGUGUGAAGACAAGAAGUUGCGAUUGGACAGGCGACCAGAGGUCUAGAGAGAGUUUCACAGAGUCGGUGCCAGUGUAUUGAGCCAUCACUAGCACUUGGUGUCAGGUGGCUGAAUGGUUGCAAACUACAGUACACAUGUUCCAGUUUCUGCACCAUGGAAAAUUGUGGACAUUUUUUCUGCCAGAAUGAGUUCAGUUACCUGCAGUAUUAAGGAUCACGUGUGCUUGUGAUUCUGUAGCAGACCUCCCUGACAUUUGCGAGGGCCUUGCAUCUUUAAGCUAAUUUUGUGAGUUGUGGGCAAUGAGGUACCUCAUCUGCAAGCUAGCGUGUGCUACGUGCACCAUGUGUCAAAUAUGUGCACUCUCAGCCAAUUAGUUUAUUCGGGAGUACAGCACCAAAAAAAAAGAGUGCAUUUACAUAUGCUGUUUGUUUUGAGCAUGCCCAGGUGAAUGAAUUAGGGUAAUGAAUGUUAGAUUUCAUAGCAUGCUCUCUAAAAUGCGCUAAAUGGCUACAACAGACGAACGGAUGUCCUUAAUGAGUGCGCCAGAUGGUAAGCCGAGCUCUCCCUGACGCUUUGGUGUUCGCUGCUCGAGGUCAAUGCUAAGAUCCUCUGACAUCAUCAGCACUCUGAUUUGAACUCUGACCCCUGGUGGCCUGUCCAGUCUGUUCCAGUUGGGUCGAUGAAUGACCUGUUUAUGAGGCUGUACAGUUACCAGUAUGUGUGUGUUUGUGCAUACAUAUGUAGGCCUACAUUCAUAGUCGGUGUAUGUAUGCGUGUACGUACUCUACAUUGAAAACCAUGUUUUUGAAGUACAUUUAAGUAACCGAGCUGUACCCUCGGCCAUGUUCUUUUUAUAUGUAACCCGUGAUAUAUGUUUAAUUUUUUUCACGCAUUUUUAAGAUUGUAGUUUAUUUCUUUUUAUGAUUCUGUUUUGAACUUGUAUGUGUUUCUUUAUCAUUUUGUUCACGUGCAUCGUUUCUGUUGGAUAUUUUCACCUCAUUUUUGGAGUGUUUAUUAAAACAGAGGCCAUGGUAACAGAAUGUUUUUUUUUUCCUUCCUUCCCCCUUCAUUUCUUCUCUGUUAUGUACAGAAUUAUUGUAUGUAAGUAUUUACAUAUGUAUGUUUUCCUUUUUUGUGAAAAUUAAAAAGUAGACUUUUCAACUGUUAAAGCCCCUUGGUACAUCCUUACUCUCCUCAGCUCCUGGGGGAACGAGUCUACGCGUUUGUGUUUGAUGGCUCCGUUCCCUCAUCACUUUGUAAAAAGAAGUUAUUUUUAUGGAGAGUGUGAAGCUUAAAUGCCAGUGCAGUAUUAGGACACCGGUACGAUGUAUAAACACAAAGGUUUGUAAAUACAACAAUUGCUGGAAUACUGAAUGGAAUUAUCAACCAAUAAAUUUAAUUAAGUGGUA
Anguilla rostrata (American eel) is the source of this 4907-nucleotide messenger RNA. RefSeq names its product deltex 4, E3 ubiquitin ligase a (gene dtx4a). Gene Ontology annotation, biological process: protein ubiquitination; Notch signaling pathway. Gene Ontology annotation, molecular function: zinc ion binding; ubiquitin protein ligase activity. The coding region runs from base 1 to 2247 and encodes 748 amino acids. Gene Ontology annotation, cellular component: nucleoplasm. NCBI's taxonomy places the organism in Eukaryota, Metazoa, Chordata, Actinopteri, Anguilliformes, Anguillidae. The record is from RefSeq and is a predicted model, not a curated record. The transcript is spliced from 8 exons.